GUAGUGUGUAUGUUUCAAUGUGAUAGUUCCAUAUUAAUAAAGAAUAGCCAUAAGCACACUUAGCCGUCACACUUUUGUCUAGUUUGGUGUUGUUCGUUAAUGGUAUUACGCACCAAUUAAGAGUAAUGUGACACCAUUGCACUCAAAUCGUGUUAAUUGGCCUCACUUCGGCGGAGAACGGCUUUGACGCAGUUUCAACAGGUGAUUAUUAGAAAAUUGGCUGUGUUGUUGCUGUGUGCAAUCGUUCGUUGAGUGAAGGCAGUAUGGGUAGAAUGGGAAGAUUAGGUCCUUUAGUUGGAGCAAUUGAUGAAGGAACAAGCAGCGCAAGAUUCUUGGUGUUCUCUGCUCGAACAUCUGAGGUAAUAGCCUCCCAUCAAAUAGAAUCAUCAUACAUAUUUCCACAAGAAGGAUGGGUGGAACAAGAUCCACUGAAAAUAUUAGAUACUGUUAAGAUAUGCAUUGAAAAAGUGGCAGAAGAACUUCAAGAGCAAGAAAUAGAACCAAGUGAUAUAGUUACCAUUGGUAUAACUAAUCAGAGGGAGAGUACAGUAGCCUGGGAUUCCAUCACUGGGAAACCUCUUUAUAAUGCUAUAAUAUGGUUAGACAUGCGCACAACUUCCACAGUAGAUGAAUUAUUAUCCAAAGUACCCAAGAAGAAUAAGAAUUGCCUAAAACAGUUAUGUGGUCUGCCACUAAGUCCUUAUUUCAGUGCUUUGAAAAUGAGAUGGCUUAUGGAAAAUAUCCAAGAAGUUAAAGAUGCAGUAAAAGGCAAUCGAUGUUGUUUUGGAACCAUAGAUUCAUGGCUUAUAUGGAAUCUCACUGGUGGUAGUAAUGGUGGUCUGCAUCUAACUGAUGUCACAAAUGCCUCCCGGACAAUGUUAAUGAACAUAGCUACAUUAAAGUGGGAUCCUGAAUUAAGCAGAUUUUUCAACAUACCAAUAAACCUUUUACCUGCAAUACACAGUUCUUCAGAAAUUUAUGGACACAUAUCUGAUGGACCACUAAAAGGAACACCAAUAUCUGGAUGUCUAGGUGAUCAACAGUCUGCAUUGCUUGGUCAGAUGUGUCUAAAAGAAGGACAAGCAAAAUGCACUUAUGGUACUGGAUGUUUUCUUCUGUAUAACACUGGGACUAAGCUGGUCGAGUCAACUCAUGGCCUUGUGACAACUGUGGCAUACCAGAUGGGCAGUUCACGUGCACCAGUGUAUGCCCUGGAGGGGUCCGUCGCUGUAGCAGGAGCUGCAUUAAGUUGGUUGCGUGACAAUGUCUGUCUCUUGCAUGACGUGUCAGAGACUGAAAGUCUUGCUAGUACUGUGAAAGACACCAAUGAUGUCUAUUUUGUUCCUGCCUUCUCAGGGCUCUAUGCUCCACAUUGGCAGAAGGAUGCGAGAGGAACAAUAUGUGGCAUUAGUGAAGAUACAACACAAAGGCAUAUAAUUCGUGCUGCACUUGAAGCCGUCUGUUUCCAGAUAAGAGACAUCCUUGAAGCUAUGAACAAAGAUUGUGGAAUUCCUCUUCAGAAGCUACAAGUAGAUGGUGGCAUGACUUCUAACAACUUAUUAAUGCAAUUGCAAGCUGAUUUGACAGGGAUUCCCGUCAAACGACCAGUGAUGAGUGAAACAACUGCCUUAGGUGCAGCUAUGGCUGCUGGCAGUGCUGAAGGAAUUGAGGUCUGGGACACCACAGAGCUUCAUCCAACGCUCUGUGAUGAAUUUAAGCCUGCUAUAAGUAAUGAAGAACGAAAUCUUCGGUAUUCAAAGUGGAAAAUGGCAGUAGAAAGAAGCCUUGGUUGGCAAGUGGCAGACUCAAAUGAUGAAAUAUAGAUAUCUAAAUGGUAGAUGGGAUUGUUUAAUGUGACCUAAUACGCUUGUGAAUCUUUUGUAGGCCAUGAGAUACCUGUAGUUUUCAACUGAUUUUUUUUGCAACUAUCACUAAAUGUCAACGAGUAAAGAAGAAGAAGAAGAAGAAGAAGAAGAAGAAGAAAGAAGAAGAAGAAGUUUCUCAGAGUCUGAUUAAUACUAUGUCCUUUUCAUAUAUGAUGACUGAGCUUAAAGUUCUCCAGGUAUCAGAGGAAAUGUAUUCAUAAGAAGCAAGUUAAUCAGCAAGAAUAGAAUCUAAUCAAUCAAUCAAUCAAUAAUGCAACUUCUCAUUAUCAGCUACUGCUACAUCUAGUGCUAGACACACAUGAUAGUUUCUGUAUUUCAAUUUGGUCUGUGUUUGUUUUUGAGAUAUGUUGUUUUUCAGUCCUACUUUUAUUCUUAUAGCCAUCUGACACUCAAGUCCAAUUACUGAUUUCAUUUACAAUUAUGUGAAACAGGGAGAAAAUUAAUAAUAUCUAAUGGAAUGGGGUAGGGUAUGGUGUGUGUAACAUUUGAGCACUGUAAAAAAAAAUGGAAAAAGUAUUACAGAUGGAUCAGUGACAAAGUUAAACUGGCAGUAUAAAAGUAUAAGAGGUAUGAAGAUUAAACUCACGUUUUUUUUUUUUUUUUUUUUUUUUUUUUUUUUUUUUUUUUUUUUACCAUCAUGCAGAAUGGCUGUGAAGUAUGUGGAAGAUAUUAAACAACCAGCCUUCCUGAGUUCACAGAGACUAAUAUCCAUCCAACACUUGGUUGACCAUUGUCAUAUCUGUACUUUCCAUGUGAUGAUCAUAAAUUACUUAGCUGUCAGAUGAUGUUGCGUUUGCCAAAGGUGAAGCUUUUCAAGAGAUUAUAUGAUAAUGAGCUUACAUUACUUAAAUUUGAGGCAAAAAUUUUAUUUCCUUGAAUUAUGCUUCAGUCCUCAUAUACAGAUUUAUAAUGCAUAGAGCUUCGAUUUUUUGCACAAGUGUACACUAUACUGCAUAGAGCUUUGAUUUUUGUACAAAUGUACAGAUUAAUAAAAAUGUUGGAAAGAACUGUU
Molecule: messenger RNA, 2898 nt
Organism: Schistocerca nitens (vagrant locust)
Lineage: Eukaryota; Metazoa; Arthropoda; Insecta; Orthoptera; Acrididae
Gene: Gk1
Product: glycerol kinase
Exons: 11
Coding region: 264-1823 (519 amino acids)
Biological process (GO): triglyceride metabolic process; glycerol-3-phosphate biosynthetic process; glycerol metabolic process
Cellular component (GO): mitochondrion
Molecular function (GO): glycerol kinase activity
Source: RefSeq, a predicted model, not a curated record